This is a messenger RNA of Papaver somniferum (opium poppy), 477 nucleotides long. Its product is annotated as pyruvate kinase 2, cytosolic-like. Gene Ontology annotation, molecular function: magnesium ion binding; potassium ion binding; pyruvate kinase activity. The record is from RefSeq and is a predicted model, not a curated record. Gene Ontology annotation, biological process: glycolytic process. The coding region runs from base 1 to 459 and encodes 152 amino acids. Gene Ontology annotation, cellular component: cytoplasm. The transcript is spliced from 3 exons. Lineage: Eukaryota; Viridiplantae; Streptophyta; Magnoliopsida; Ranunculales; Papaveraceae.
AUGGAUUAUAGAGUGAAAAUUGAUAAUAAAUGUGCAUAUCUUGUUGUUCACUUGUUUCAGGUUAUGCUAGAUACAAUAGGCCCUGAAUUCCAAGUUCUUAAUAAAAGUGAAAAAUCGAUUGCACUGAAGGCUGAAUCAUCGGUUGUUUUGACUCCGGAUCAAGAUAAAGAAGCAACUUCAGAUGUAUUGCCAAUCAAUUAUGAUGGAUUAGCAAAGGCAGUAAAGAAAGGAGACACCAUCUUUCUAGGUCAAUACCUGUUCACAGGAAGUGAAACUACAUCAGUUUGGCUUGAGAUAUGUACUUUACCUGGAAGCGGUGCAGCAUAUAUGUACUCGAAUUGUAAGCAGCGGAUAUAUACUCGAAUUUGUAAGCAGUGCGACAGAUAUGUACUCAGAUUUGUAAGCAGUGCGGCAUAUAUGUACUCAAAUUUGUUAGCAUAUAUGUACUCGAAUUUGUGAGCAGUGUGCCAGAUAUGU